ACUCCAUGUCUUUAGUCCCUUUCCCAAGAGUCGAUGGACUGGCAACUUGUGAACUUCAUCAUUUCAAAUAAGUGUACGGUACUGUGAUGAUGGCGGCCAACAGGCAAUUGAAAAUUUGCCUCGUGGGAGUGGCAGGAAAUGGAAAAUCCACUCUCGGGAAUAUUCUUCUCGGGCUCGAGCCCGACGACGAUGGCGGCUUCGAGACUAGCUCUGGAGCUAGGAGCUGCACACUUGGCGUCCAGUGGAAAGAUGGAAACUUCCGAGGACGAGCAGGUCAGCCCAUUCGAGUCAUCGAUACUCCCGGUCAUGGAGACGGGGAAGGUCGGGACAAGGAACUCAGAAGGAACAUGGUCGAGGAACUCAAGAAGCAGGAGACGAUAGAUGCAUUCAUUUGGGUGAAGAAUGCCCAGGACCCUCGAUACACCAAAACGGAGGCCGAGUAUUUCCAAAUCCUCAUCGAGAUCUUCGGAGGUGCCUAUUUUCAUAAUUUUGUAGUUGUCUUCAGCCGGUGGAGCUUCAGCGAGAAGGAGGAACAAAAACGCAAUAAACUUAAGAAGCCUGUGACUUUUGAAGGAGUGAAGGCUGAGCUUUGGGAUUCUUUUCUCCGCGAUUAUAAAGGUAAUCGGAGUCUCGUUCAAGUGCCAAUGAUGGCUAUCGAUGCCCUGUACGAUAGUAGCGAUAAAAGCGAGGUCGACGCUUUCGAAAACGAACUGAGGCUACUCUGGCAUACGAUGAAUCAAUUCAGUGCCAAGCCCGUGAGCAACAUCGAGAUGGCCUUGACAAAGAUAGAGAAAUUGAAGAAGCAAGUAGAAGAGGAUCAGGAUAAGGUGAAAAAGAUGAAAAGUCGGUUGCGCCAAAUGGAACAACAGAAGCAACGCGAGCUGGAACUCCAGGAAGCGGAAUACCAACGCCGCAUCAAGGAAGCAGAAUCGAAAAUCAAAGAAGAAAAGGAGAGAAUGGAGGGUCCUCCAUGGGUGAAGUUCAUCUCCUUUCUCGCCACCCCACUUGCCAUGCUGCUCGGAAGGAGGCUGGCGAUUGGGAAGUGAAAUGCUUAAUUUCCAUUCAAGUAUCACCUACAUAUUUCCACCCAUUACAUCCGUGUGCAAAGAUUAGGACUCCUUCAGUCUCUCAUGGCUACGUCAAUAGUAAUAAAAUGUAUUAAUC
Messenger RNA from Darwinula stevensoni, 1164 nucleotides. NCBI's taxonomy places the organism in Eukaryota, Metazoa, Arthropoda, Ostracoda, Podocopida, Darwinulidae. The record is from the annotation of a GenBank genome assembly.